Mesorhabditis belari is the source of this 327-nucleotide messenger RNA. Lineage: Eukaryota; Metazoa; Nematoda; Chromadorea; Rhabditida; Rhabditidae. The record is from the annotation of a GenBank genome assembly.
AUGACCAUUGUUGGCCGUUUCCCAUUGACAAUCUUUCUGAAAAGCACGGUUCUUGGCGGGGUUGAUGAUAGGGAAUUCGGGAUUCAUGUGGAUGAUGUUGAGGUAGGCGAUGAAGAAAUGGAUGUGGAGGUGCGCUUGAUUGGUCUUCGCUCGAAAUGGAGAGUCAUCAUACCACCGAGGAAACCCACUGGAUUCCACAUGGAUGUUGGUGGAACAAAUGCUGGUGGUUGUGUCGUGCCGAGCAUCACUUUCGAUUUCUGCUCGAUCCAAGUCGGCUCGGAUUGUGCUCGCGGAUGGAUUGGGUGCUCCGUUUUUGGAGGAAUACGA